This is a messenger RNA of Hibiscus syriacus, 567 nucleotides long. RefSeq names its product agamous-like MADS-box protein AGL80. Lineage: Eukaryota; Viridiplantae; Streptophyta; Magnoliopsida; Malvales; Malvaceae. Gene Ontology annotation, molecular function: DNA binding; protein dimerization activity. The record is from RefSeq and is a predicted model, not a curated record. Bases 74 to 385 code for a protein of 103 amino acids. The transcript has a single exon.
UUUCUGCAAGAACAAGUGACGAAACCCUUCAUCUCCACCAACCUCUAACACUACUAUAAAAGCAUACACACCGAUGGAUUUAACAUUGAAAUGCAUGGAAACUAAGAAAUUCCAAUUCUCCAUGGCUAGAAAAAGAGUGAAGCUUGCCUAUAUCAUCGAUGCUGCUGCAAGGAAAGCUGCCUACAGGAAAAUAAAGAAGGGCCUGGCGAAGAAGCUGAGUGAACUCACCACUCUUUGUGGCACAGAAACUUGUGCAGUUAUCUACUCUCCCACAUGUGACUAUCAACCGGAGGUCUGGCCUUCGGCUGCCGGAGCCCAACACCUUUUCUCCGAGUUCAAGGCGUUGCCUGAUAUAGAGCGAAGCAGUAGGAUGGUGAACUCAUAGAGUUUUUUGAAGCAAAGGUUAGCGAAUGUCAAUGAACAACUCAAGAGACAGAGUGAGGACAAUCGCAGAAAUGAGUUAACUCAUGUUCAAAAACCUUGGUGGAAAGGGUUGGCAGAAUGUGAAGGAGGAGGAUUUGGACGAGCUGGGUGAGUUUAUUCAGCAGAACUUGAAGGACAGAGACA